Molecule: messenger RNA, 648 nt
Organism: Hyalella azteca
Lineage: Eukaryota; Metazoa; Arthropoda; Malacostraca; Amphipoda; Hyalellidae
Product: glutathione peroxidase 7-like
Biological process (GO): response to oxidative stress
Molecular function (GO): glutathione peroxidase activity
Source: RefSeq, a predicted model, not a curated record
AUGAGAGGGUAUUGUGCCACAGUAAAUACUAGAAAUAAAUCAAUUGAAAAUUAUGAAGAAUCUUUUCUUAAAUCUUUCAUUGACGUUAUUUUUUCGUCAGUGAAAGCUUCGGACUUCUAUAACUUCACGGUUACUGACAAACAGGGAAGAGAUUACCCGCUUGAACAGCUUCCAGGAAAGGUAUCCUUGGUGAUCAAUGUGGCUAGCAAGUGCGGUUUUACAGACUCCACUUACAGAGCCCUCACAAAGCUACAUGACCUUAGUAAUGAUGGUUACUUCACGGUGCUGGCAUUCCCCUGCAACCAGUUUGGUGACCAGGAACCUGACAAAGCUGCUGAUGUGGCAGAGUAUAUGAGCAAGGAAUAUGGAGUCGAGUUUCCCAUACUCGAUAAAAUUAAUGUCUUUGGGAAGAAUACCAGCCCUGCCUUCCGCAACCUAGUUGAACAAUCAUCAGUGGAGCCUGAGUGGAAUUUCUACAAGUAUUUGGUAAGCCACGAUGGCGUCGUCCUCAAAGCCUGCACCCGCACCGAGAUGGAGGAAAUUGUCUCUGAAAUACAAGAAGCCGUCGAUGCCGCUAAACUGGCGGCCGAGGAGUCCGGGAAUGAGCCACUCAAAAAGGAUCUUUCAGAUCAGAAGGAAGAGAAAUAA